Molecule: messenger RNA, 12708 nt
Organism: Beauveria bassiana ARSEF 2860
Lineage: Eukaryota; Fungi; Ascomycota; Sordariomycetes; Hypocreales; Cordycipitaceae
Product: tenellin polyketide synthase
Exons: 3
Coding region: 1-12708 (4235 amino acids)
Biological process (GO): fatty acid biosynthetic process; secondary metabolite biosynthetic process
Molecular function (GO): phosphopantetheine binding; fatty acid synthase activity
Source: RefSeq, a predicted model, not a curated record
AUGUCACCCAUGAAGCAGAACGAAUCAGAGUCACACUCUGUGUCUGAACCGAUUGCCAUUGUCGGCUCUGCAUAUCGGUUCCCAGGUGGUUGCAACACCCCAUCCAAGCUCUGGGACCUUCUCCAGCAACCGCGAGAUAUCCUCAAGGAGCUUGACCCUGAACGUCUUAACCUGAGACGCUAUUAUCAUCCUGAUGGCGAGACCCACGGUUCGACAGAUGUCUCGAACAAAGCCUACACCCUCGAGGAGGACAUUAGCCGCUUCGAUGCCUCCUUUUUCGGCAUCAGCCCCCUCGAAGCGGCGAGCAUGGAUCCGCAACAGCGGACACUCCUCGAGGUAGUAUACGAGUCGACAGAAACGGCAGGUAUUCCACUGGACAAGCUUCGCGGCUCGUUGACGUCGGUCCAUGUGGGCGUCAUGACGACCGACUGGGCCCAGGUGCAGCGGCGCGAUCCAGAGACCAUGCCGCAGUAUACGGCCACGGGCAUCGCGAGCAGCAUCAUCUCCAAUCGCAUCUCGUACAUUUUCGACCUCAAGGGUGCUUCCGAGACGAUUGACACGGCCUGCUCCAGCUCGCUCGUGGCGCUGCACAAUGCCGCCCGCGCGCUGCAAAGCGGCGACUGCGAAAAAGCCAUUGUCGCUGGCGUCAACCUCAUCCUGGACCCUGAUCCCUUCAUCUACGAGUCCAAGCUGCACAUGCUGUCCCCCGACGCGCGGUCACGCAUGUGGGACGCGGCGGCCAACGGCUACGCGCGCGGCGAGGGGGCCGCGGCUGUUGUACUCAAGACGCUGGGCCACGCUCUCCGAGACGGCGACCGGAUUGAAGGCGUCAUUCGCAGCACGUUUGUCAAUUCGGACGGCUUGAGCUCCGGGCUGACGAUGCCGUCGUCUGCGGCGCAGACGGCGCUCAUCCGCCAGACAUAUCGCAAAGCCGGCCUCGACCCGGUCAGGGACCGACCGCAGUUUUUCGAGUGCCACGGCACUGGCACAAGGGCGGGCGAUCCGGUCGAGGCGCGGGCCAUUAGCGAUGCGUUCCUGCCCAGCCACAGGACCAAUGGAGGUGGUGCAGCUACUACAGUCGACGAUCCUCUGUAUGUGGGCUCAAUCAAGACUGUGGUUGGGCAUUUAGAAGGGUGCGCCGGCCUGGCUGGUCUUGUCAAGGUGCUUCUCAGCCUCAAACACGGCAUCAUUCCGCCCAACCUCUGGUUCGAUAAGCUGAAUCCAGAGAUUGCGCGCUACUAUGGGCCACUUCAGAUUCCUACGAAAGCGAUACCGUGGCCCGAGUUGGCUCCUGGUACACCGUUGCGUGCCAGUGUGAAUAGUUUUGGAUUCGGAGGAACCAAUGCCCACGCCAUCAUUGAGCGCUACGAUGCUAGCCAGAGCUACUGCUCACAGUGGCGACGAGACAUGACUGAGGAAAAGACCAUUGCCAGAACGCAAAACAAUGACGAUGUCGAGAUUCCUGUUCCGCUGGUUCUUACAGCCAAGACAGGGGGCGCUUUGUGGCGAACCGUAGAUGCAUAUGCGCAGCAUCUGAGGCAGCAUCCCAAGCUUAGGGUCGCGAAUCUGAGCCAGUUUAUGCAUUCGAGGCGAUCGACUCACCGAGUUCGAGCCAGCUUCUCGGGCGCAUCUCGUGAGGAGCUUGUCGAAAACAUGGCCAACUUUGUCCAGGCUCAUGCUGCCGACGCCAAAUCACCGGCCUCGCAGAAUCGCAUCGGCUACUCCCCGCUGCUCAUUGACCCGAAAGAAGUUUCCGGUAUCCUUGGUAUAUUCACUGGACAAGGAGCACAGUGGCCAGCAAUGGGCCGCGACAUGAUGCACCAGUCGCCACUGUUUCGAAAGACUAUUGCAGACUGUGAGUCGGUCUUGCAGGCUCUCCCUUUAAAAGACGCCCCUGCGUGGUCCUUGUCUGAAGAGUUGAAAAAGGAUGCCUCUACGUCUCGGCUGGGAGAGGCAGAGAUUUCGCAGCCCCUAUGUACAGCUGUGCAACUGGCUCUGGUCAAUGUCCUCACUGCGUCUGGCGUCUAUUUUGAUGCCGUGGUCGGCCAUUCGUCUGGCGAAAUUGCAGCAACCUAUGCGAGCGGCAUCAUCAAUCUAAAGGCCGCAAUGCAGAUUGCCUAUUAUCGCGGCCUCUAUGCCAAGCUUGCGCGAGGUCAGUCUGACGAGGCCGGCGGUAUGAUGGCAGCUGGGCUCUCAAUGGAUGACGCCGUCAAACUCUGCCGUCUACCCGAGUUUGAGGGCCGCAUUCAAGUCGCCGCAAGCAACGCGCCCCAAAGUGUCACGCUUUCCGGAGACAAGGAGGCGAUCAAAGCCGCCAAGGCCAAGCUCGACGCUGACGGUGUCUUUGCGCGAGAGUUAAAGGUGGACACGGCGUACCACUCGCAUCACAUGCUCCCAUGCGCUGAACCGUACCUGAAAGCGCUUCUUGCUUGUGAUAUUCAAGUAAGCGCUCCGACGAAGACGCCCGGGAGGAAAUGUAUGUGGAGCUCGAGCGUACGAGGAGACGCCGAGCUGCUGCGUCGUGACAGAAACCUGGAUAGCCUGAAAGGGCCCUAUUGGGUUGCCAACAUGGUCCAAACAGUCCAAUUCUCCCGCGCUAUUCAGUCCACCAUCUGGCACGGCGGCCCAUUCGACUUGGCUGUUGAAGUUGGGCCGCACCCUGCUCUCAAGGGCCCGACCGAGCAGACUCUCAAGGCCGUAUAUGGCUCUGCUCCAUUGUACACUGGGGUUUUGAGCCGUGGUGCCAACGAUGCGGUCGCAUUCUCCACGGCUAUUGGAAACAUUUGGUCGCACCUGGGGCCGGCCUUUGUCGACAUCACAGGUUACCAAUCGAUAUUUUCAGGUACAUGCGAGGGACAUGGCGGCUCAGAAGCUCCUUUCAUCUCGGAUCUACCACUAUACCCGUGGGACCACGACGAAGAGUACUGGCGCGAGUCUCGCAUUUCUCGGCGUUAUCGCACAGGCAAAGACGAGAGCCACGAGCUGCUCGGACGCCGCAUGCCCGACGACAACGAGCGCGAGAUUCGCUGGCGCAACCUGCUCAAGGUCAGCGAGCUGCCCUGGACGCAGGGCCACAGAGUUCUCGGCGAGGUCUUGCUGCCUGGAGCCGCUUACAUUAGCAUGGCAAUCGAGGCUGGUCGACGUCUGGCACUUGAUCAAGGCAGAGAAGUCUCUCUUCUUGAGGUGUCUGAUGUCGACAUUCUCCGCCCUGUUGUAGUCGCCGACAACAAGGAAGGCACCGAGACACUAUUCACAGUGCGACUGCUCGAUGAAUACGCCUCGACUGGGAAAAAAAGCGACGAGCUGAUGACAGCAUCGUUUUCGUUUUACAUCUACAACAGUCCUGCCAGCACAUCCAUUGUUCAUACCUGCGAGGGUCGCAUUGCCGUCCACCUUGGCGCGAAGCUCGGUUCCGAAGCGGCAGCGAACAGCACGCCGCAGCUGCCACCUAGGGAGCCAUCGGUUUCCAACUUGCAGCAACUUGACUGCGAGAAGCUCUAUUCGGUGUUUGAGACUAUAGGCUUGGAGUACUCUGGGGCUUUCCGACGCAUCGUCAGCAGUAGCCGGUGUCUAGGGCAUGCGACAGCCACCGCAUCUUGGCCCACUGCAGAUCUGAAUGACUGCUACCUUGUUCACCCUGCCAUCUUGGAUGUUGCGUUUCAGACUAUUUUUGUUGCGCGGGCACACCCUGACAGCGGGCAGUUGAGCUCUGCAUUGCUGCCUUCACGUAUCGAGCGCGUCAGGGUCGUACCAUCGUUGGCGAUGGGGUCCAAACUGCAAAACAAUGAGAAUUUCAACGCCGCGAUUGAUUCUUGGGCUCUGAAUCAGACUGCAUCAUCUUUGACUGGAAAUAUCAACGUGUACGACGCAGAUAGCGAAAGGGCGCUCAUCCAAGUCGAGGGGUUCGAAGUGAGGGCGGUUGGUGAGCCGGACGCCUCAAAGGAUCGCCUUCUCUUUUAUGAGACAGUUUGGGGUAGAGACAUUUCCAUCAUGGGCUUGUCGGACCCUAUUCGGGACGAGACUUCCGAUGCCAUGGUGCAAAAUCUGAGCGAAGCCAUUGAGCGCGUCAGCCUAUUCUAUGUGCGACAGCUUAUGGGCGAGCUCAGUACCGCAGAUAGGCGUCAGGCAAACUGGUAUCACACCCGCAUGCUCGCGGCGUUUGACCAUCAUUUGGCCAAAGUCCAUGAGGAAACGCAUCUUCACCUGCGCCCGGAAUGGCUUGCAGACGACUGGACGGUCAUCCAAACCAUUGAUGAGGCAUACCCGGAUGCUGUCGAGUUGCAGAUGCUUCACGCCGUUGGGCAAAAUGUGGCAGAUGUCAUCAGGGGCAAAAAGCACUUGCUAGAGGUCCUGCGUGUCGAUAAUCUCCUCGAUCGCCUCUACACGGAAGACAAGGGCAUGCACAUGGCGAACCUCUUCUUGGCCAAUGCACUCAAGGAAAUUACCUUUAAAUUUCCGCGGUGCAAGAUUUUGGAGAUUGGGGCUGGUACUGGCGCUACAACCUGGGCCGCACUGAGUGCAAUUGGUGAGGCAUUCGACACCUAUACUUACACAGAUCUUUCGGUUGGCUUUUUCGAGAAUGCUGUCGAGAGAUUUUCCGCAUUUCGUCACAGGAUGGUCUUUAGAGCCCUCGACAUUGAGAAAGACCCAGCAUCUCAGAGCUUUGAUCUCAACUCGUACGACAUCAUCAUUGCGACCAAUGUCCUCCAUGCCACGAGGAACCUGGGGGUCACGCUCGGUAAUGUUCGAUCUCUCUUGAAGCCCGGCGGCUAUCUGCUCUUAAACGAAAAGACUGGCCCAGAUAGUCUUCGCGCUACCUUUAACUUUGGUGGGCUCGAAGGCUGGUGGCUUGCCGAGGAGAAGGAGCGUCAGCUCAGCCCGCUCAUGUCCCCCGAUGGCUGGGAUGCCCAGCUCCAAAAGGCCCAGUUCUCUGGCGUCGAUCACAUCGUACACGACGUUCAGGAAGAUCAGCAAGAUAAGCAGCAAAACUCCAUGAUUAUGAGUCAAGCCGUGGAUGACACGUUCUAUGCCCGGCUCUCCCCGCUUUCCGAAAUGGCCAACCUAUUGCCUAUGAAUGAGCCGCUGCUCAUCAUCGGAGGUCAAACAACCGCUACGUUGAAGAUGAUUAAAGAGAUUCAAAAGCUGCUACCUCGACAGUGGAGGCACAAGGUGCGUCUCAUUGCCAGUGUCAAUCAUCUCGAGGCCGAGGGCGUGCCUGCUCACUCGAAUGUGAUUUGCCUGCAAGAGCUAGACAGAGGACUGUUUACGACAGCCAUGACGUCAAAGUGUCUGGAUGCUCUAAAGACACUUUUCAUCAACACGCGAAACCUCUUGUGGGUGACAAAUGCCCAACACUCUAGCUCCAUGACUCCCAGAGCUAGCAUGUUUCGAGGCAUCACUCGCGUCUUGGAUGGAGAAAUCCCUCAUAUUCGCACCCAAGUUCUUGGCAUUGAGCCCAGAGCAACUUCUUCCGCGACGGCAAGAAAUUUGCUAGAAGCGUUCCUGCGACUACGAUCUGAUGAUGGUCGUCACGCAGCCAAUGUCGACGAAGACGGUGCAGAUGGCAGUAGCCAGCAAGUGUUGUGGUUGCAUGAACCAGAGGCUGAGCUUUUGUCGAACGGUACCAUGAUGAUUCCCCGAGUCAAAGCGCGCAAGUCCCUGAAUGACACGUAUCUUGCUUCCACUAGGGCUAUAUCUACGACAGUGGACGCUCGCUGUGUUUCCGUCCAAGCCGUGGCCGGGCCCGCCAAGAUGCUGCUUCGACCUGUUGAAGAUUUUGCUGUCGAGCAUGCAAUCUCCAGCCAGUCUACAGAUUCGAAAGUACACAUUCAAGUCGAAUCAACUCUGCACAUCCCCGAAGCGCUGGACGGCACCUGUCUCUACCUUGUCUGCGGCUGGACACGGACGGCUGAAACAUCUGUUCCGGUAAUAGCGCUCUCCACCAGCAAUGCCUCGAUUGUUGCCGUCGAGUCCAAGGCAGUAGCCAUGAUUGAUGAGGCUGAUGUGAAACCUGAAACCCUUUUCCGAGUAUUCCAGCACAUGGCUAUGCAAGCUCUGGAUUCUGCAGUCGGGCGUCAUGGCCAGGGUCAAUCAACAGCUCUGAUCUACGGCGCCGACGAAGAAUUAGCCAAGCUGACCUCGGAAAGAUUCGCGGUCCGUGAGAGCAAGGUUUACUUUGCAUCUACACGUACUUCUGCCCCGGGCGACUGGCUCAAGGUCCAGCCUCUACUUAGCAAGUUUGCCCUGAGUCAAAUGAUGCCCGCUGAUGUUGAGGUAUUCAUUGACUGCCUUGGCGACACAGAGUCUUUUGACGCGUGCCGUACUCUCGAGUCCUGCUUAUCAACGACAAGCACGGUGCACCGUCUCGACGCCUGUCUGCUUUCGCGAAUGUCUCAAUGCUCUCCCGACACUCUUGCUGAUGCAUAUUCACAUGCAAAGACGCAGUCGAAUGCCGAGUUUAGCUGGAACGGCAAUGUCCAAACGUUUACAGCUGCGGAACUUGCGGGCAAGCUCAGUCACUCGCUCAUGCACAGCGUGUACAUGACAGAUUGGCAGGAGAAGGACUCUAUACUGGUGACUGUACCGCCCCUCCAGACCCGUGGGCUUUUCAAGAGCGACAGAACCUAUCUCAUGGUUGGCGCAGCAGGCGGGCUUGGCACGUCUAUAUGCCGUUGGAUGGUGCGCAAUGGUGCGCGACAUGUUGUUGUGACGAGCCGCAAUCCCAAAGCCGAUCCAGAAAUGCUGAACGAGGCGAGGCGCUACGGCGCCGCCGUUAAAGUUGUGCCAAUGGACGCUUGCAGCAAAGACUGUGUGCAGACUGUCGUGGACAUGAUUCGAGACACCAUGCCGCCCAUUGCUGGUGUAUGCAAUGCCGCCAUGGUCUUGCGUGACAAGCUCUUUCUGGACAUGAAUGUCGAUCAUAUGAACAAUGUCCUUGGUCCCAAGAUGCAAGGCACGGAGCAUCUGGACUCAAUUUUCGCCCAAGAGCCUCUCGACUUUUUUGUUUUGCUAAGCUCGAGCGCUGCCAUUCUGAAUAAUACAGGCCAGUCAAACUACCACUGCGCAAAUCUCUACAUGGACAGCCUAGUCACGAAUCGGCGCUCGAGAGGACUCGCAGCUUCCAUUAUCCAUGUCGGUCAUGUCUGCGACACGGGCUACGUUGCCCGCUUGGUUGACGACAGCAAGGUGCAGAUGAGCCUAGGUACCACGCGAGUGAUGAGCGUCUCGGAGACUGAUGUGCAUCAUGCCUUUGCCGAGGCGGUCCGCGGAGGGCAGCCAGACAGCCGGAGCGGCUCCCACAACAUCAUAAUGGGUAUUGAGCCGCCGACGAAACCUCUGGAUGUCGCUAAACGAAAGCCAGUGUGGAUUUCUGAUCCUCGGCUCGGCCACAUGCUGCCUUUUAGCACUCUGGAGAAUCAGAUGGUUGCCUCGGAGCAAGCAGCCGCAUCGGCGGCAGACAGUCUAGCGCAGCAGGUCAGCGAAGCAACAACAGAUGAAGAGGCUGCUGCCGCCGCGCUCAAGGGGUUUGCCACCAAGCUUGAAGGUAUCCUGCUGUUGCCCCUAGGAAGCAUCGGCGAGGACAGUGCGGGCAGACCGGUGACUGACUUGGGCAUCGACUCUCUGGUGGCCGUUGAGAUUCGGACUUGGUUCUUGAAGCAGCUGCGCGUCGACGUUCCCGUCAUGAAGAUUCUAGGGGGCAGCACGGUCGGGCAGCUGUCCGCAUUGGCAGCCAAGCUCGCCCGGCAGGAUGCGAAGAAACGGGCACAACUCGAAGAGGCUUCUGGGAACCAACCCGUUGCUCUCCCACCACUAAAUGACAAGGAAACAGGGCCAAGUAAGAAGGGCAAAGCACAAGAGUUUCCUGAGACUGUACAAGUAGUAGGUACAGCGGCGGAAAGAACGGAACCUCUUGUACUUGAAGCGUCAGACAGGGGAGGCUCUUCCACUGCCAAUUUCACCACGAGCAGCAGCGUCUCCGAGUUGGAUGACAGUCUGCAGGAGUCUACUCUUCAAUCAUCUGAGAACAACGGCGAGUCAACUCCCAGCAAAUCUAGCAAUUGCAACUCUGAUUCCGGAUCGGACAAUCAAGCGCCCAGAGAGAUUUCGUCGAAUGGCUUCUUCACCCAACCAGCAGCGACUGCGCGUCCAAACGUACUACGAGAGGCGCCAAUGUCGCCCGCCCAGUCCCGCAUCUGGUUUCUAUCAAAGCACAUUGCAGAACCAGACGCCUACAACAUGGUAUUCCACUACCGCGUCCGCGGGCCCCUCAGCAUGGUGCGCCUCCGUCACGCCCUGCAGACCGUCACCAACCACCACGAGUGUCUUUGCAUGUGCUUCUACGCCAGCGCCGACAACGGGCAGCCCAUGCAGGGCCUUCUGGCGUCGUCUGCGUCUCAAAUGACCAUUGUCCCGGGCGGCGAGGAACAAGACUUGCAGAGGGAGCUGCGCAAGCUCAAGACGCGCGUGUGGAGCGUCGAGAGCGGGCAGACGCUGGAGCUGGUGGUUGUUGGCCCGCGGCCCGGCACAGCGGCAGCGGAAGAAGAAGAGUUUUCGCUGCUAUUUGGUUAUCACCACAUCGUCAUGGACGCGAUUAGCUUUUCCAUCUUCUUGGCCGAUCUGGACAAGGCAUACCGCAUGCUGCCGCUCGACAAGGCUUCUGCGGGAUCGCACCUCGACCUGGCUGCGCAUCAGCGACAGCAGGAACACGCGGGCGCGUGGAAAGAGUCGUUGGAAUUCUGGCAGGCCGAGUUUGAGACGAUUCCAGAGAUGCUUCCGCCGCUAUCCGUUGCGUUGCCGACUCUUCAACGAGGCGCAGUCGGAACGCAUCGUGUACUGCGCGAGCUUGCCCAUGAACAAGGCGGCGACGCCGCCAUCAAGAAGACGUGCAAGAAUCUCCGCGUCAGCCCCUUUAACCUUCACAUUGCCGUGCUGCAAGUGGUGAUUGCGCGUCUGGGCAGCAUCGAAGACGUCUGUGUAGGCAUCGUGGAUGCCAACCGCAGCGACUCUCGUGCCUCGCGCAUGGUUGGCUGUUUUGUCAAUAUGCUCCCCGUCCGGUCCCGAAUUCUGCCCUCCGCGACCCUCGCAGACGUCGCCCGCGCCGCAUCUUCCAAAGCCCUUGCCGCUUUUGCGCACGGCCAGGUGCCGCUGGACAGCAUCCUCGACAAGGUAAAGGCGCCGCGGCCCGCUGGCAGCACGCCGCUGUUCCAGGUCGCCCUCAACUAUCGCCCAGCGGCCGCGAUAGCCUCCAAGCAAAGCCUGGGAGGCGAGUGCGAGAUGGAGCUGCUUGCCGACGACUUUAAAGAUGCGGAGAAUCCUUUCGAGAUUAGCGUCCUGGUCAGCGAGAUGCCGGGCGGCCGAAUCGCGGUCGAGGUGGUCUGCCAGAAAUCCCGGUACACUAUGCAGGCGACUGAAGCGCUCCUCGACGCGUACUUGAAUGUGCUGGCGGGAUUCUUGUCAGACACGGCCCAGAGCGUCGGCGACUGUGUAGUACAUGACCAGAGUAAAGUCGAGCAUGCUCUGGACUUGGGCAAGGGGGCGCAGAAGAGCUUUGGGUGGCCUCGUACGCUGUCUGAGCGAGUGAUGAGUAUCUGCCAGCAGCACUCGACCAAGUCUGCAAUCAAAGAUGGUCGAAACGAGCUUUCUUAUGCUCAAUUAGCCUCUAAGGUUAACCACACAGCCAGCGCCCUCGUUAACGCAGGCUGCAGUGUCGGUUCUCGCAUCGCAGUCUUAUGCAACCCCUCGAUUGAUGCCAUUGUCGCCAUGCUGGCCAUUCUCCAUAUCGGCGGUGUAUAUGUUCCUCUUGACACCAGUCUGCCCGAGGCUCGUCAUCAGUCUCUAGCAUCAAACUGCACACCAAGCCUAAUCAUCUCCCACGCGGCUACCAGAGAGCGCGCCCACAAGCUCAGCGCUGUAAUCAGUGCUCCUGGCCACGAGCCGGCUCGCGAGCUCACACUAGACGACUUGUCGCCAGACGAGACUGGAUACAUGGCGCCGCUCAAUGCCGAGCCAAACGCCCCCGCCAUCCUGCUAUACACCAGUGGCUCAACGGGCACCCCAAAGGGCGUUUUGCUCACGCAAGCAAACUUUGGCAACCACAUUGCGCUAAAGACGGACAUUCUCGGUCUGCAACGAGGCGAGUGCGUCCUGCAGCAGAGCUCGCUCGGCUUUGACAUGUCUCUGGUGCAAGUCUUUUGCGCUCUCGCCAACGGCGGCUGUCUUGUCAUUGUCCCGCAAGAUGUCAGACGUGAUCCGAUGGAACUGACAAGCCUCAUGGCCCAGCACAAGGUGUCGCUCACAAUCGCUACGCCAUCAGAGUACCUCGCUUGGCUGCAGUAUGGAUCCGACGCGCUCGCGCAGGCCACGUCAUGGAAGCAUUUGUGCAUGGGCGGCGAGCCGAUCCCGCAGCUCCUAAAAGAUGAACUGCGACGCCGUCUUGAGCGCAAGGACUUGGUGGUGGUGUCCAAUUGCUAUGGGCCGACGGAAACGACGGCGGCGAUAUCGUUUCAGUCCAUCGCUCUCGACUCGCAAGACAGCCACGAGCAGCUGCCAGGCGAGAGCGAGCUGGCCAACUACGCUGUGGGCAAAGCGCUUCCCAACUACUCGAUCCGCAUCAGGGACCCUGCCGGCGGCGCCUGGCUACCUGUCAACCACACGGGUGAAAUCGUGAUUGGCGGCGCUGGCGUUGCCUUGGGGUAUCUGGACAUGCCCGAGGAGACGCGAGCCCGGUUUUUGCAGACCCCCGGCGAGGAGGAUGGCAUGUUGUUGUAUCGCACGGGCGACAAGGGCCGUCUGCUGUCCGACGGCACCUUGCUCUGCUUUGGGCGCAUCACGGGAGAUAACCAGGUCAAGCUCCGCGGUCUUCGUAUCGAGCUCGGCGAGGUCGAAGCCGCUCUGCUCCAAGCUUCACAGGGCCUGAUUCACACUGCCGUUGUAUCCCGUCGCGGGGACGUGCUCGUCGCACACUGCGCGCGCUCGCACGAGAGCAGCAGAGAAACUACGGGCGGGGGAGGAGAGCAACAAGACGCCGCCACCGCCAUUCUUCGUCGCGUUUCGGAGCUGCUACCCCAGUAUUCUGUUCCCGCAGCCAUUGCCCUGCUCCCCUCGCUGCCGACCAAUGCCAAUGGCAAACUCGACCGCACGGCCAUUGCCGCUCUGCCUCUCUCCCCGCAAGACGAAGCCGCCGCCGCCACUUCUCCAUCCAACGACAACAAUAACAACAACACCCCCUCGGGCGGCGGCGGCGAAAAGAUGACGGUCCGUCAAGGUGAGCUACGGCUGCUGUGGGAGCGUGUUCUGCCCCGCGACGCCACCACCACCACCACCACCAACAGUGUGCGCAUCACGCCCGAGUCCGACUUUUUCCUGCGCGGCGGCAACUCUCUGCUGCUGAUGAAGCUGCAGGCCGCCAUCCGCGAGUCCAUGGGCGUGCGCGUCUCGACAAAGGCGCUGUACCAGGCCAGCACGCUCAGCGGCAUGGCGCGGUGCGUCGCGGAGCAGCGGAGCGACGACGAUGAAGCGGAAGAGGACAUUGACUGGGCGGCCGAGGUGGCUGUGCCGCCCUCGAUGCUGGCACAGAUUGAAAAGCUGCAGCAUUCCUCUGCUUCUUCGUCUUCUUCUUCUUCUUCAUCUUCUGCAGGGUCCUCCUCUACGCAGCGACCACGCAAGACGUCCGGGCUGCAGAUUCUUUUAACAGGCGCCACGGGCUUCCUCGGCGGCCAGCUCCUCGAGCGCCUUGUCCAGUCACCUCGCGUCUCUACGGUGCACUGCGUCGCUGUACCCGUCGACGAGCAAUCAUUACUCGAGCCCUUCUUGCAGCAACAAGCCGACGGAACAAGAAGAAAAGUGCGUUGCUACAUUGGCAACCUGGCCGCUCCCGCUCUCGGCCUCACCGCCGCGGACCAGACUGCGCUUUCGCAAACCGCCGACGUCAUUGUCCACGCCGGCUCCAUGGGCCACUGCCUCAACACGUACGCCACGCUGUCGGCGCCCAACUUUGCCUCGACCCGGCAUCUCUGCGCCCUCGCCCUGAGCCGCUCCCCGCCCAUCCCGCUCGCGUUUGCGUCGUCAAACCGCGUCGCGCUGCUGACGGGCAGCACCGCGCCGCCUCCGGGUUCCGCCGCCGCGUUCCCCCCGCCGCCGGGCGCGCAGGGCUUUACGGCGAGUAAGUGGGCCAGCGAGGCGUUUUUGGAGAAGCUCACGGCGAGCAUGUCCGACGUCUCCAAAACGAAAACGAAAACGACGACGACAGUGAUGCCGUGGAGGGUCUCGAUACAUAGGCCCUGCGCGCUGAUUAGCGAUCGCGCGCCCAACUCUGAUGCGCUCAACGCCAUUCUGCGCUACUCGACCUCGAUGCGUUGCGUGCCGUCGUUGCCGGAGCACAGGGCCGAGGGAUACUUGGACUUUGGGCAGGUGGACAAGGUGGUUGAGGAAAUGGUGGGCGACAUCCUCGGGCUCGCGGAUGAGCGUCCGCAAGAGGGACCUGCCGUCGUGUAUAGGCAUCAUUCCGGAGGCGUCAAGGUGCCGAUUCACGAGUUUCGGGAGCACAUGGAAUCUGUCUAUGGAGGACGCUUUGAAAGUGUUCAACUUGGACAAUGGAUCAUCCGCGCCGUCGACGCCGGCAUGGAUCCAUUGAUUAGCGCCUAUCUCGAGACCUUUUUAGAGGGUGACGCGUCCAUGGUUUUUCCUUAUAUGGGAGAGCAAGCAGUUUGA